Molecule: messenger RNA, 11838 nt
Organism: Cataglyphis hispanica
Lineage: Eukaryota; Metazoa; Arthropoda; Insecta; Hymenoptera; Formicidae
Gene: Rif1
Product: telomere-associated protein RIF1
Exons: 15
Coding region: 756-8672 (2638 amino acids)
Biological process (GO): telomere maintenance
Cellular component (GO): nucleus
Source: RefSeq, a predicted model, not a curated record
CUGUUAGCAGGUGGUGCGGUACUGGGACAUCCUGAUCUGAUGUAUAUUCGGCAACAUUUCGUGAUAGAGAUUCUAAACGUCAGACAGUUGGUAGGCAAUUUCUGCAUAUAACCACGUGUUUUAUAUGGCUAUUAAAAUUCACGAACGAACGCAUUGCAUUUCAGCUUACAUGCAUUGCAAGCUUAUCUUUUAUCUCCUCUCUGGUUCUUCCCGCUAAAAUGAGAAUGCUGAUCGAAGGAGAUGUGUAUGUGGAGAGAGAUACAAGAACACGAGCGCCUUUGUAAACUCCGGCUGGCGCGCGAAGCUGAUCGGCGUGCGGCAAAACAAACGCGAGUUCACUUUUGUUUGUCGACGGAAAACUGCGGAAAGAAAACAACAGCCGGGGAGAAAAAAGAUGACGUGUUUGUGAACUGUGUAUGAGAGAAGGCGCGAUAUUGUCCGUACGGGUCGCACAAACGUGCCAUUUGCGCAAUUUGCGACGCGGAAGGGAAUUCUCUCUCUCUCUCUCUCUCUCUUUCUUUCUCGUGGGAGAGAACGGUGGUAAGCUUCGUCGUCGACCGUGUGUCGGACAUAUUCAUCCCGGGCGCGAAAGUUUUUUUUUUUAUCACCGAGACGAGAAAAUCUCGCCGCGCGACGCUUAUUUGAAACGAUUAAAGGAGGAGAGGAGCGAGUUUUGCCGGUUCGUGUGCGCGGCACGAGAUGAAAGGUGAUCGGUAAUCGUCGCGAGAUAAAGAAAGGAAGAAAGACGCGACGAGAUGGCCACAGUCACGAGCACGACCUUCCCGAGGAUGCUGAAGAUACUGCGGGAAAACAAUAAUGUCAAGGAAAAGCGCGAGGUUUUAACCUAUAUCUCCAGUCAAGCUAAAAAAUUGGAAUCAAGUGGUGCUAUUAAAGAAGAUCGUUACAAGGAGUUAUGUAGGCUAGUCAUAGAAGCAUUUACAAAACAUGAGGGAAUUAUGCAGAACGAGGCAGUAGGUGCACUUAAUGCAAUUGUAAAAGAAUUCCAAGCGCAUCCUUUACAUCUUUUUGAAUCAAUGUUACAGACAGAUAAAAGGACAAGAUUAAAAAUACUUAAGCUACUGGAAGUAGUGGAAGACAAUGCUAUUUCUGCAGCUGCCAAUGAUGGACAGGCUUUAAAGUUUUUUAAAGAUUGCAUGGAUAAUGUACAACCUAAUUUAAUGGAAUGGUUAACACCAACAGCAUGCGUAGAUAAUUUACAAAUAUUGACAAAGGUUGAACAUCAACCUUUAUCAGAUGAACAAAAGCUAGAUGAAGAUACAAACAGUUACGCACUUAUUCUUUUGAGAAGAUUGUACAGAUUGGCUGCCAUAACGUUUGAUCAAAAUGUUCAGAGGUUUGAUACAUUACUAAUGGAGAAGAUUAUAAUACUGGCCUAUAUGGGACAUAAGCGUCAGCGUGGACCUGCUUUAAAAGUUUUGCAGCAAGCUGUUGCAACUAACUCAUCAUCACGUAUUCGUAAAGAUUAUCCUGAUCUAUGGGCACAAUAUAAGACUAAUUUACAAUCCACAUAUUGUAAACGUAUGUUGCUAUUAGUAGCAGCAUGUGAUCCAGAUUGGACUAUUCAAUGGAAUACUACUAUCCAAUUCCUUGGUACUGAUCUUCAUCGUGGUGCUAAUCUCAUAAAUAAUUUGCUGAGUGUUGAAGAAAAAGCCUUUAAAUCUACUGAUCCUAUUACACGAAGACAAGCUUUUCUCUCAUGGAGAUUGUUAAUUGACAAUUUUGCUUUGGAUCAUCAAGAACUUGCCACUGCUAGAAGAAUAAAGUUACUUUGUAUUCCAUUGAACACUAAGAACAGUAAAACCGAAUUAAUUGCAUUAACAAAAUUAGAAGUUUGGUGGCACUUAAUUAUUAAAUUAUAUAAAGAUAUUGCAAAAUUUGCUACUCCUGUUAUCACACAAUUUCUAAACUAUUGUUUCGGACCACUUGGGGAUACACCACUGCUUUCUUCCAAAUUUGAAGUUGUUGCCUCUCCGGGCAAAAGAUUUUUUAAGACAAAAGUCGUUGCUGUGGAUGCUUUGUGUCAAUUAGUUAUCACAAAGGAAGAUCUUUUUGCAGUUUGUGCUCCAAUGUUAGAAGAAAGACUUCCUUAUGCUAUAUCUGAUGAAGUGUUUCAAGAAUGUUCUAAAAGUAUUAUUCACAGUGUAGGAGAAGCCCUACUUAUUCUUGGUCAACUUACAGAUCAAGAAAUGAAAUAUCGUUUUCAACUCGGUAAAACAUUGUGGGCAAAUUUGAUGAUAUAUAUAAAGAAUAUAAAACUUGAAACAAAGGACCAUCUGUAUAAAGAUGUGAUACUAGUUGUAACUGAAUUGGGAAACCAUAUAGAUAAGAUCAUGGUAAAAGAUAUGAUUUUCAAUGUAAUUUUGCCAGAUGUUAAGCACAUUAUUAAGAAAGCUGAAUUUCAUAAUAACGCAUUACCAGAAUUGAUAUUAAAACUUUUAUCACCACCAAUACUUGAUGAAGUAUUAAAGUAUAUCUUAGAUCAUGAUAACGAUGCAAUCAAGUGCCUUCUGGAGCGAUGUCUUAGCCCAGAAUUUUCAUAUUCCUCAGGUGUGCUUGGAUUUCUGGAAACAAUAAUCGAAAAUUUAAAAUCAAUAAUUGAUGUACAUAAAAAUAUGACAGUUUACAUCGAAUUAUGGUCUAUAAUAGCACAGAUAUUAACAAAAUAUAUGACAAACUGUGAAGCUAUAAAUGGAAGUGAACAUAAUUUUAAAACUGUAAAAUUGGUUUUAUCACUUCCACUUCAAUAUACAUGUCUGGAAAAUCUUGAGCAGAUACAAAAUCAAGCAAAGGUAUGGAAAGCUUUAUACAAACAAUUUGAGUUGCAAUCAGAUUCAGUAAGUGCAGUGAAGCCAAACGAAAUCUUACUAGAUACUGCAAAUAUAAUGCGGGAAUGUUUAAAUACAAAUAAAAAUUGUUGUUCUUUUAUUGUAAAUUGCUUAGAUGCUUUAUUGAGUACCCUUGAUUAUCAAUCCUUGUUAGCUCAAGAUGAAAUUCCAUCCAUUCUACAACUCUUACUAGAUGUUAUAAAAAUUUCGUUUAAUAAUGCACAAAAUCUUAAUUCUGAAGUAGCUCUAAAAAUGUUAUCAGCUAUGCUUAUUACUGUGUAUGGACACAGUCCACAAAAAGUAAUAACAUAUCUGCAUAGUUGUAAAUCAGUCAUCAAAUUUAUACUUACAUCGCAAAUAAAGGCACUUUUUAAAGAAGUUGCAAGCAUGUGGGAAUAUAUAAUUAGUAUUUUUAAAGGACUUAAUAAACAAUUGAAUUACGAACUUUUAUCAUCGUUCAAAGAAGCAAUUAUAAUUGCAAUGAAUCAUCCUAAUCCAGCUCUAAAAUCUUUGACACAAUCUAUUUUUGAAGUUAAAGAUUGCUUGGAUAGUACCGCUAAGUGCAUUUUAGAUGAAAUAAAAGAAACAAUAGAGAAGACACAUUCAAAAUCUGAUAAUAUUACAAAGAAGAAAGCAGAAACAGAACAAACAAAAGAGAUACAUAUAGCUGGGAGUUUCUUGAAUAGAAAAUCUGCUAAUAUAAAAUCAGUAUCCAGUAAACUACCAGAAAAAAAUGAUAAAAAUACACUUAUACUACCUGAACCUGAUUCGCAAGAUUAUGUGUAUAUAAAAACAGAUUUGAAAUUUGAUGUUAAUCGUUUGACCGAGCAUCAAAAAGAAAGUUUAAAGAAGAAAAGAGAAGAUAUACCGGCAUUAUAUAAUGAUCUUUCACAAUCGUCCUCACAAAAUUCUCAGAAUUUACAAGAAUGGUUUGACAAAGUCAAACACAUUAACGAAACAGAUAAAAUCAAUAGAAAGAGCGAUUCUAUAACUCAAAAACUUAUCGAUAAUGAUGCUAACAAGGAAAAUAAGAUUAUGCAAACAAAGUCUGUUAAUGUGGUGGAUAAAAUAGUUGAUACCCAUAAUAACGAAUUGGAUGUAAAUAUUGAAGAAAAUAUCACUGACACUAAGCAAAAUGAAGAUUCAAUGAAAGAUGCUGAGAAAGUGGAUUCCAACGAAAAACAAGAAGAAAAUACGGAUAUAUCGAAACAAACAAAUUUGGCUAUACAUACAGCAUCUUUCAGUGGACAAAACACUACAUCAAAAAUGAACGAAGAAACGGAUGCUACAAUCACAAUAGCAUCUAUUACAAAAAAAUUAAAUUUUGAUUCACGGGAAGAAUUUCCUGAAGAUAAAAUGCAAGAACGACAAUCAUCUCCUUCGAUGUUAGAUGGUAUCAAACGACGACAUCGUAAUAGCAUAACAAAAUUAAAUUCAUCAUUAAAAAAUGAUGAAGCUAUUGAAAAUAAAAAAGAUCCAAAUGCGACAAAUGUACAAAGAACGCUGAGAAUAAAGAUUGCUCAGGAAAAACCUGGUACAAAUGAUAAACAGAAGUCAGACGAUGAUAUUGAUAUUAAAGAAAAUUCUAAUGAAAGUAAGAAAGGUACUAAGCGUAAAUACAUGUCGGAUACUGAAUCGGACGGGAUCAUACAACGUCGAAAGCGAAAAGGUUUUAACGAUAAUGGUGAAUCAUCGCGAGGCGGUGACUUCUUGGACAUAGAUAUGGACAAUGUGAGUCAACGUGUGAAAAAUGAAAUGUCUCGUUUAAAAAUCGACAUGGUAUUUAAUUGUUCUGUGGUCAAUCGUCGUCGAAGCAAACAUUUGGAUGAAACAGAAAAAGAAACAACACAGGAAAUUGAUGCAGGAAAGAAACAUGGAUUAAGGAAAUAUGGGACACCUGACAAUAAGAGUUUUAAACUAAAGUCUUUAGAUGCGAAAUUUGUAGAAGGAUCAAAAAGAUUUCCAAAAACACAAGAGAAGAAUACAAAAGAUGCAGAUGAUACAGAUCAAGGAAUAUUUAAAAGACGAAGUAGAAGAAGUACGAGACAGGAGUCUAAUAAAAAUGAUUUAGACAUUAAUAAAGAAGUUAAAAAAUCCAGUGAUACUAUUGACAAGGUACCUGAAUUGAAAAAUUUGGACACAGAUAUGACAGUCAUUCAAGUUCCAACAUCUAGCCAAGCAAUACAAGAUAUUGUAAUUAACAGAACCCAAGAUGAAAGACUUGAUGCAGAUAAUUCUAAAUCUACCAGUUCGAAUAUAGAAUCCUUAGAACUUACUGAAUCAAACAAACAAAAUCAAGAUGAAGUUGAAGAUUUUGUAGAAAGUUCACAAAUUCCUAAUAUCGAUGUAAAAUUAGAUAAAAUAUAUGGCGAGAAACAGUGUUUUAUUAAAAUUGAUAAAAUGGAGAAUGUUCAGUCUAUUAAAACUUCUGACAUGAUUACGGAAAAAAAUUAUGUACCUGAAUCUAUCCCCAUGGAUUCUGACAAUGUUGUACCUGAUCCAUGUGAACAAUUGAGGGAAGCUAAUCCUAAUAAUAAUACAGAAAUGAACGAUGACGGAAAUAAAAAUAAAGAUAGUAUAAGUAAAGAUUUGAUUCAGGAAAGUAAUAGUUCCAAUAUAAAGAUUAUAAUUCCAGAAGGUCAGAAGACAGUCGAUAAUUCGUCAUCGAUCAAAUCUACAAGUGCAACUAAUUUUUCUUCGCCGAAAAGCAGUGUCAAAGUGUUUUCUAAACUUAAACCAUUCACAGGACGUGCUGCCCAUAUGUUAGGUUUAGUUACAAAGCAAGCGCAACUCGAAGGUGACAAUCCAGCUAUUGUAUUAGAGGAUGAAUCAUCUUUAAAAAAAUUAAAAUCCAAGGAUGUAGACAAUGAUACGAGUAAAAAAACUUUAGCAAUUAAAGAGAUCGAUAAAAUAGGCGGACCUUCUGGCAGUCGACAAGAAAAGAUUUUCAGCAAUAUGAGAUCAGCUGAUUAUUGUGCAUCUCCAUCGAUACACACAUUUACUACUUUGAGAAACGAUGGCGAGAAACUUUCAUUUAAACUGGACAAGAAUACAUCAGACUAUUUAUCAACGGAAAUUUUAAUUGACAAAGAAAAUGAAGGAAAUGCAUCAUCUUCAUAUGAAAAAGACAAUCUACCAAUAUUAGAAUGGUCAAGCGCUAAUCCACCUUCAUUAACUGCUUCACCGAGUGCUAGUAUUCUUAAACGUCAACGAUCGAGCGUACUGGAACCGGAUCUAGAUUCUUCAACUCCUAACAAGCGAAAACGAGUGAGCUUUGCAGAUCCACCAGUAUCAAAAGAAAUGGGUUAUGAAAUAUCAAAAGCAGAAUUUCCACAAAAAACUAACAAAUAUUCCACAGCACGUAGUCCCAUAUCAAGAAAAGAUUCUCCACUUAAGUUCAAACAGACCAAGCUUAAAUUUGUACCAAUAGAUGCAGAAAAAGUAAUAACUGAAAACGAUUCUCAAAAUGAAAGUGACACUGAAGUUGUUUUGGGAGCUGAGAAGAAAGAUGAGUCACUAAUAAGGAUAUCUGAAGCGUAUUCUGAAACUAUGGAUAUAAGUAAACCAUCUGGCGAUUUUCCAGAAAAUGAUAACAUUGAAUCAAAUAUUCGUGCGAGAAUAAAACUCGAUGAAGAAUUAGGAAUAGCGCAAGAAAUUGAAAUAACUGCGGAUUCAACUGCUCCUUCUGUCCCGGAAAAUCAACAGGCUUUAUCUUCUAAAGAUUCUGAGCAAAACUCUAUUGACAAUGCAUCAAUGGACUGCGGAAUAGAAGAUUCCGAAACGCAACAAGAUAUCUUUGAUGGAACGGAUACGACAAAUAACGUUGCAUCAAUCAAGAAUAACGAUGACAUUAAUAUGUCUGUACAAAAUAAUUUGAUAGAUUCUAUUAAAUUGAACGUGAUCAAUGAUUCUGUGAUAGCGGCUUUAUCUACUAAAGAUGACAAUACAACAAGUAUGGAGGAUACUGUAGAUAUCCAAAAUAUUACCGAAUCAAAUUCCACUGUAAAUACAGAUGAGAUAUUCUGUGGAAAGCUGAUACGUACUAGUACAGAAGCAAUGGAAAACGUAACGGAACAGGAUACUUUAUCGGUAACGGACUCAAUAUUUGCGAGUUUACCAUUAACUCAAGAUUCUACUCAAAGUCAGGAGGCUCAGAAUAACAUGGAACCCGAUCCCGAGCUUCUGGAUUCUACGUUGCCUAUUUAUCCAACAUUGUCAUCCUGUAUGGAGCCCAUCGAGACUAUCAUUGAACGAUUGACGUAUCCUCUUUGGAAAAAGAAUUUGCGUACAUAUCUUGUGAAUAGAAGUUUGCACACAAUCGGUGAUUUUGCCCAAUUAUCGGAACGCGAAAUUAAUAGAAUACCCGUGAAAGGUAAACCAAAGACUAAAUUCGUGAAGAAAGUGUUAGAACAUUUUGAAAGUACAUGCAUGCCGCAAGCAGAAUCUUCUAAUAUCGAAUCGGAUGUUAAAGUGCAAUCGCCUAUCAUACCGAUGGAUGAAAUAUCAACCACUGCUCUUUCUGUUGUCGAAGCGGAAUCUGCGAUAGACGAUAAUAAAUCUUUAAAUUGUAGUAUGUCAUUUAAUCAAUCUACCGGAGAUGUUUCCGGUAAUCCGUCAAGAGAAAUGUCACCUACGGAAUGCUUGGAUAAAACAGAGUCUAUCACCAGUGAUAUGGAUAUUUCUUCGGAACAUAUAUAUUCUAAAAAAUCAAAUUUGUCAAUAUUAGAAAACGAACAGGCAAAUGUGAAAGAAUCAAUCACUGUUGAAAAUUUAUCUAAAACAUCUAUAGAUAAUGUUAAUUCUGUGCCAAUUGCUUCAGCCUCCAAAAUCAUUGCUGUCAGUGAAGUAAUAUCAUCUUCAAGUGCUAGCAUGGACACAUCGAAUAGUCAUGCUAAAUCGUCAAAUGUAUAUGACGAACUUCUCAUUACGCAUUCCUCCGUUGGUACUAAUACCGAGGAAACUGGUUCCGCGACAUCGAAUGUUCAAAAAGUCACAAAAUCCGUUGAAUCUCAAAUGGCACUUGCGGAAUUAUUGGAUGAAAUUGAUGUAAAUCUGGUAUUGGAAAGUGCGGUCAGAAGAUGCAGUCCCGAGGCAAUCCUUUUGCAAUACAAGGUAAAGAUGGCACAUUUGAAAGAAAAAGAACUAGUGAAGGAAACUAUUAGAAUGCUCGGUUUGCAAGACAAACAGCAAGUCAACGAUGCAUCAUUAAAAGCAGCCUGCCGUGCAUGUGGCGUCAAUAAAGUUCUUCUUAGAUUGCCUGACAUCUUCAGUUAUGAUAAACAGUUUUUUGAUAAGGUGCUUAAGGUAUAUAGUAAGAAACUUAGCAUAGCUGAUUGUUUGAACAUUUUCGAUUUUAAUCAAUUGAAAAGCGCGAUCUGCCAAAAAUGUACAUCGUCUGACCUCGUUGAGAUGCUUUCGGAAAAAUUGAAACGAGAAGACCAAGACGGUAUCAAGCAACCCAUGACAGAAUUAUCUAGUUUGGAUGCUAUGUUAAAAAGAUUGCCCAUGGAUGUGAUCAUUAGUCAUACUGUAGCGAACGAGGAGCUUAUUCCGGCGUCGGUAAUUUUGGACAUAGCUUUGCAAAAUAACAGCUCGGGAGAUAUAGCGCAAGCGUUAAACCAAUCCCCCGUUUUGGUUAGACGCAUCCUAGACAAACUAUGGACAUCUCAGUUUACGAUCGCGCGUAUCGAGAAUAAUGAAAUAUCCAAAGAGAAUUUGCUUAAUAUUUUUAAAAGCGUGUGCUCUAAAUUAACCGCGCAAGAACUGCUACAUGCGUAUCACGAAGCUAUGACAAAUAAGCUCAUCACAAAGAAAGAAAAUGAAUAGACUGGAUUUAGAAUUCUAGGUUCAGUAUUAAAUAAUAUGACUGAUGUUUGUAGAAAUAUUGACGCGAUAUAUCCAGAAAAACUAGUUAGUCUCACACUUAUUUCAUUUCUAUAAAAUUCAUAAUUUGACUUAAUUAUGACAUUCAUAAAUGUUUUCAUUUGCGUCGUGUAAUUAAUGAUAACGCUUGUCCAUUAUUUGUUUUAUAGUUGUUACUAUUGAUAUUUUAAUCAAUUUAUUUGUAAGUAUUCAUCAAGUUUAUUAAAUGAUAUAUUUGUCAUAAUUGUAAAACAUUUAUGUAUUAGAAGUUACAUUAAUCCUCGCAAUAUCAGGCCAUAUUUUGUCGCAUAUGUUACAUAGUGACGGGAGUAUUUAUCAUUAUAUCUUUCAAGCAAAAUUGAUUUGUUUGUAUAGAAUAAUUAAUAAUUGUAGAAGAGAAAUGAUGCAAAUGUUUUCUUAAAACAAAGAAAACUUUUUUAAAACAUGAAUUAACAAAAAAGAUAAUCAGUAUUUUCUUAUCUUUUAUAUACUCGUUAUUUAACUCCUUUCCAUUUUCUUUUUUUCUUCCACUCAUAAUUUUUAUUUUUUUUUUUUAUUUAUAUUUUAUUUAUUAAUUAUAUUGUCCACUAUUUUUUCAUAGGUAUCGAGUGGAGAGAUGCGGGUAUUCAAUAUCUCUUACUAAUUUUCAAUCAAGUCAUUACUUUGUGUUUCAAAACAUUUUGAAUAUUAUUCGAAAUUAUACAUUCUUGAAAGUCUUCACAGAAGUCUUGAAUGUUUUGAUUAGUCUUGAGAAGAUCUUGAGUAAUCAAUCUUAAGUAUCGAUAAAAAUUUUGUUUAAAAUUUUUAACAAUAAUUUUUGUUUAAAAGUUUUAAAAGUUUUUUAAAAUAAUAAAUAUGUUAUAUAUUUAUUUAUAAUAUCCCAAAUUUUAAAUUCUCUUUCUUUGAAAUUUAUUAAAACGUUCAACAUUUUUCAAGAUGUUAAAGACUCAAGAUUGUAUAACUUUGAAUAAUGUUCAAACUGAUUUUAAUUGAACUUCUCAUAUAUUAGAAUUAAUACAAAGUAUCUUGAUUUCCAUUAUUAGAUGUAUCUUUUGUAUUGAUUUUAAAUUAUUUUUUUGGCUUUAUAUUGUAUUAUUUAUAAUAUAUAUUUUUCAAAAUUUUUAAAUUUUGUUUAAAAUGUAUCUUUUAUGCAUACAAUAUCUUUCUCUGUCUCUUUUUCUAAAACAAAAAUAAUAAUUUAACUAGUAUAUUUUUCAAAAGUUUAUAUCAUAUAAAAAUAAAAAUUCUGUAAAACAAACAAAUGGUAAGGGCAGAAUAUAUUUUCAUUGGUAUUGCGAAGAUUAACACAGUUAUUUUUCAGUUAAUUAUGCCAUUGAAGAAAAAUUUCUCACUACUUUAAUUAGGGAUUUAUUUAAAAUGCAUUAAAGUUGAUACAAAAAUGAAUGAUGAAGCAUAGAAAUAUAAGAUUUUUGCAUUUUUGGAUUUGAUUGAAUUUAUAUAGAGGGUGUUUGAUAAUAAUUGCCCUACUCGUAAUGUGGGCAGAGCAGGUGACAUCGAGGAAAAAAGUCCAUCAUUUUGUGAAUUUUGUAAUAAUUAUUGACAACCCAAAAUAGCGGUCACUGGCAUGCGACGAAGUUUGUGGGAGGAAUGUUCUAUAAAUGACAACGAUUACAUACAAGCGAUACAACGCUGGAUGGUCUAGAAUUCUCGCAACCACAUAUCAAUGAGGUCGUCCUUUCGCACUAAUAUUCGCGCAAAUUGUUCUUUUUUAAUUACUUAUUAAUUAUUGCAAAAAUCGCAAAACAGCAGAGAACUUUUCUACUCGGUUUAAAGAUAAUCCACUUUACACAUUAGGGUGAGGCGAUUACCAAGCACCUUAUAUAAUCAUAAUUUUAAAUUUUUGCAUGGUCUUUUAGUGUUUGAAAGUUCUCAACUUUCAAGAUUUUUCUUUCUACAAUUAUUUCGUAUACUUAGUAUUGGCAGUAAUGUUACAUUUGUUAAUUUAUGGAAAUCGAAAAAUUUAUUUUUUAAUGUUUUUAUUAAAUCAUUAAGACGGAAGAAUAGAAUCAAAUUUUGAACUGAUAUAUCGUGUUGCGUUGUUCCCGAUCGAAUAUAACAAUUGACAUUUUUAGAAAUAAGUAUGACCUAUGAGACACCAAACAAUUAUUAAUAAUUAUUUAUUUCUUUAAAAAAAAAAUUCUUUUUAUUUAUGAAAUAUAUAUUGCACAUCAAUUUAUAAAGAUCUUUGUAUCGUGAUCAUUCUAAACAUUUCUUUUGUUUUUUUUUUGUGAUAGAGAUAUUUCGGAGGAGAAGGGGUUGUGAAACAAAAGAGCGAAUCUUAAGAAUUUUCUUUAGCACCACAGCUUGUGAGAUAAAAGAAUAUUUUUUGAUGGUUAAGAUAUUUCAACAUCGCAACAUUAAUUAACGCGAAUUAUGUUUACAUUUGCAUCAGCAGUAACUUGAUUCAUGUAAUCUAUAUCUUUUAAGCAUUAAAUUAUCGGUGAAUUGAAUAAAUUUAUUUGUAAUAUUUUUAUCGUAAUUCUAUUAAUUAAUGUUUUUCUGGUGUCGAGUUCAUACACAUAAUAUACGCACCAUAUAUUUUCAAAACUUAAAUAUUUCAAUGAUUAAGCAAUCAGCUAAUCAGUUUUUAAGAAUCUGUUUAGACUCUGUCUGAGUCUAAUUAUGUAUUAUUGUAAAUAUACAUGUACGUAUAUCGCUGAUAUAUUAAUGGACGAUCGAUAUAUUUACUAAUUAAUACGCUUUUUAGUAUUGUCUUUAUUAUAUCUAAUGUAUCUGUACGAAUACAGAGUUACUUUUAUGAAUAAACAUGAGGAACUAAAAAAUCAAAGUAUGAAAACUGGCAAGUUAUGAUAAUCUACAUAUGCAAGAAGAUGAAGUAAAAUAUAUCGAUUAAUCUUUUCGAGCAAAAAUAAAAGAUGAUAUCUUGUAGUUUUAGUCAUUCCUGUGAUUAAUUCAUGCGGAUAUAAUUAUUCAUUAUAGUGAUUGUAUAAUCGUAUAGAUUAAUGCAAAGAGCGACAAUGAAUAUCAUGUAACUUUUUUUUCGAUUUUUCUUAUGAUAGUCCACUGAAAAUUUUACGCAUACGUAGAAAGUGUAAAUGUCUUCUAUAAUAAUAAAACGAUAUUUUAUAUGAACUAUAAAUUAAAAAAA